GAUACAGGGAAUAAUGGCCUUUCCCCUGGAGUGUCUCCAGAGUGCAUCUGCAGGCAGGGGAGGGCAUGGUGGGGAGACCCUGGGCCUGGAGAGCUGGGUCCAGUCUGGGACAAGGACAGGAAUUGUGGCAUCUUAUAACUGCCCACAGAACCAGACGGUCCAGAGGUGACUGUCCUUGGACCAGUUGCUGGGGGCUGUCUGUGCCCUCUGUGGCAGACACAGGGGGACUUGGGCUGCUAGGCCAAGCACAGAGGAAUACCUGCUAGUCUGGAUUAAGCAAGGAGCCAGGUAUGCCUGGAACACGAGGUGACAUGUCCCAGGUAUGAAAACAGCCACUUCCUGGGCCAUUCCUGGUCCCUGUGUUCCCUACCCAGGCACAGCCUAAGGCUCCCUGCUAUGUCUCAACCCUAACCCUGGCAAGCCAGUAAGCCUCUGCCUAGCACCUGUGAGUGAGUGAGCCACAUGGUCAGUGACCCCAGGGUGCAGGCUUACUGGCAUCAGUUACCUGAGUCAACACUGGUGGGAGCACAAGUUGGGGUCUGGGUUCAUAUCUCAAGCUUACUGUAUGUUCUGAGGCCUAUUCCCCAGCCUCUCUGGGCUCAGGGUAUUUGUCUCUACCACGUCCACUGGACAAUGCCUAGAGGCUCAUGAACUAGGCUUCCUGAUCAUCCUGUCUUUCCCUCGUGGUCCCCUCAAGGUGAGAACACUGGGUCCCUCACCACAAGGAAGGAGCCCCAGGCCCCCAGCGUUUCUGCCUUCCUGAAGCCAGAGCCUGGGACUGCAGGACGUGAGGAUCCCAUCCCUCUUGUGCUGGAAUAGGCCCAGACUUCUUUCUCCACCGUUAUCACAGACUGAAGUUCCUAAGAAAGCCAAACACAGAGAGGACAGGAGUUCUAGGAGAUAAGACAGAGAGCCAGCCAGGAAGACAGCUGUCUGCCGACAGAUGGACAGACUGACAGUCCUUCCCAAGCUGUGUGCACAGCCUUUAAGUUCGUGCAGGGUGAGUCUCACCUUCACUCACAGAACACCUGGGACUCACCUCCAUCCCACCAUUUGAGUACAGUGUCACUGUCACCCUGCCCUGGACCGAAAGUCCCAGCUCAAGGACUCCACACUGGGCUGGCAGGUGGGGAGGGUGUGCCAGCCAACUGCCCCAGACCUUGUCAUCCUGGGUUUGAUGGUUGCCCUAGUGGAAUACACCGGAGGGUAUGCUGGGAAUACAGGUAGGAGGAUUGCCAAAAUCAAGGCCAGCCUGGGCUACAACAUGAAACCGUCUCAUGAAAACACAAGAGCAUAAGAGAAAAGAAAGCCCUGGGUGGUGCUAGCACACACCUUUGAUCCCAGCACCCAGGAAGUAGAAGCAGGCAGAUGUCUGUGAGUUCAAGGCCGGCCUGAUCUACACAGAGUUCCUGGCCAACCAGCUACAUAGUGAAAUCCCCAUCUCAAAAAACAAACGCCAAGUUGUGCUCCUUCGUCUGUGUUCAACGUCUUGAAGGCUCACAGAGCCCAGAUGGAGAGAGUACAUGCUGCUUUGGAAGGCUGAAGAACAGUCCCAAGACAGACACACUUGGACAUGGGGACGACGAGGGACCCUUAUGUGGAGGGUAGAAUAGGGCAGGUGUGACCCUCAGCAGACUCCUGAGGUCUGCACAGAGAGGGCAGGCUCUGGCACAGCUCAUCUGCUGCAGUGGCCAAGGGGGUUAAAGAGUGGCCUGCCUCGGGAGCAGAGCAGGAGGCGGGAGGCUGGUGUUUUCAAGGGUCCAUGCAAGGGACCCGAGACUGGAUCCUGAGGAAGAGCAUCCUGGACUGGUCAGGAGACCGGGGUUGUGAGUUUGACUCUGCACCACAGCUGUGACCUUGGACAUGACAUUUCCUGAGAAGUGGGCCAAGCGUGGCCUUCCUGGAGGGAGCCCUCCGGGUGAUCUCCCCUCACUGAAGCCCUGAGAGUCAGUCCUGCUGUGCGGGGGGUGGUGAUCACCAGUUUCUGUUUCCUGGUGACCCCAGCAGAACCACAUCUUUUGAGACAGAGUUACCCAAGGUUGACCUUGAACCCCUCCUCUACUUCCUGAGUGCCCAUUCAUGCUGAGGAAGCACCAACUGAGCCACAUCCCUACCCCCCCCCACAUCCCUACCCCCAAAAUGUAUUUCUUGGAUCAAAACCCAACUAGGUGCCCUGACAUCACACUGGUGGAUAAAGAUAGAGGAAGAGUCCCCAGGCACCCUGGGAGUUGAGGAUGGAACCCAGCUGACCCCUCCACCCAGCAUCAUGACCAUACCUAGCUGCAAGGGAGGCUGGAGUGUGUUCACUCCAGGUUGCCAUGUACCCAGCUAAAAAUCACCAGCUAAGGAAGGGGGUAGGAGGAGCUCGAGAUGAGAACAUUUUGGAGCAUGCAGUAAGCCCUGGACUUUUCCCCUUGACACUCGAAAUGGAGCACCAAAGACAGCCUGGAUCUGUUGGCUGGGAAAGGAGGAGAGUGUGCAUGGAGUCCCUGGCUUUCCCCAGCUCCCAUCCACUCAGGCAUAUCUGCAGCAGCUGAGUCUAAGGCCUCAGAGCACUGUGCUGGGAGCACCAUUGUCUGUGGGGACAAGGGCAUACCUGGAAGGCAGAGGAGCAGGGGACAGGAAGGUGUAGGAGUCACUGGGGAACAUAGAGGCCUUUUGCUUACUGGCCCUGGAGGACUGGACCCCUGAGGAUCAAGAGUGGUUGGUUGCAGCCCUUCCUGAGUUUUGAAUUCCCUCCUCACCAAAGGGCCAACGAGGACAGCAGCUGUGCUCGGGGCUGUUGGAAGAUGUUGGUGGGUGUCAAAGUGAGAGGCUGGCCCUGAAGGAAGCCAGUGGGAGGUCACACUGCUACUUAUGGAAUCUGAAAGCUGCAGUGAACACUACUGGGACUGGAGAGACUGCUCAGUGGUUAAGACACUAGCUGCUCUUGCAGAGGGCCUGGGCUCAAUUCCCAGCGCCCACACGGUGGCUCACAGCUGCCUGUAACUCCAGCUCCAGGAGCCCAACGCCCUCUUCUGGCCUCCACUGGCAUUGCAUCCACAAACACAGACACACAACUAAAAUAUUUAAUUAAAAUGUAAUGAUAGCCAUGCGUGGUGGCUCCUGUCUUUCCUCCCAGCACUCAGGAAACAGAGGCAGGUGAUCUCCGUGAGUUCUAGGCCACCCCAGGCUGCGUAGUGAGACCCUGCCAUUCUGCUGACGCGAGGAAGGAUACAUUCUGAGAUGACUCAGAUGUAGGCCUCACUCAGCUCUGCCCCCUGUGGCAGGAAGAGGAAGCCGAAUGCCUGACAGUGUCGCUUCUUGAGCAGGUGAGGAGCCUGGGCGUGGGGCCUGAGUUGCAAAUCCCCUUUCUAUGCAGCCCACCUGUUGCUUCCUUGUGGGGGGUGUGGAAGAACAUGCUGCUGCUGCUGGACCCUGCUCUGGGUCCUUCGCAUCACUGGGGGACAGACCUGCAGGAAGCUGUGGGGUACAGAGAGCACAGCUCCUGGCCCAGGCCCGGGGAGGCGGGCAGCGCCUCCUCCAGGUGGUCGUGGUGGUCUCCAGGGGAGUGAAUCAUUCUUGCUGACUGUCCCAAGCCCAUGGAUGAUCACUCUGGGUCCAGACCCGGGUACCACUGGGUGCUUCCUUUGUACCUUGUAUUUGUAAAGUGAACACACUGGGGACCCGACAGUCACUUAGAGGAGUAAGUGAAUGAGGCCUGAGUCCUGUAUUCCUGGGGAGGCAAGGCCCUCAAGGGUUAACCAGGAGCCUGCCUGUAGUCUGAGGUAGGCAGGGAGCGUAUUUGUUCAGGUAAAUAAGGAAGGAUUACUUAUAAUAGGAAACCUGGCGGGCCAACUCUCUGUCUUACUUCUGACUUCCUUCCAGGGCAUUCCUGCACUCUGCCUCCUCUCCACUCCGCCUCCCACACCCAGCCCCCGCCCAGCCUGCUGCUGCCCCCCCACCCCAGAUUAGACCUCCUCAUGGUGUCAGCAGGUGGCCCUGAGCCUCCAACAGGAGCCUGCUUAUAGACCCUCAGGCCUGAGCCCUCAGACUUCCCCUCAAGGGUGGAGAGACCCUGGUGGCUCACCUGAGGGUCACCUCUGCCCCAGCCCUGCUGGCCCCACUGAUGUCUGGCUGAAACACGACAGUGGUCGGAACUGCCCAUUGCUUCCUCCUGGUUCCUGAGGUUAGCUCUACGGAGGACAACUCCUGGGACACCAGGUGACUAACAGACGCAGCCGUGAGCCUCAGCAGCAGCAUGGGCAGUGCCAGCCCAGGCCUGAGCAAUGCGUCCCCCGGUUGCCUGCUGCUGUCCCCAGAUGUAGCGCUGCGGACAGGUGUGGAGAAGUCAGAGGAGGGAGCAGUGGGCCCUGAGAAGCGGGAAUGGAGCCCCAGCCCACCGGCCACCCCUGAGCAGGGCCUGUCUGCCUUCUACCUCUCCUACUUUAACAUGUACCCCGAGGACGGCAGCUGGGUAGCCAAGGUACCCGCGGCCAGUGCCAGGGAGGAGCUGCUGGAGGAGCCUGAGCAGUGUCCGGUCAUCGACAGCCAGGCAUCUGGGGGCAGCCUGGACGAACACUCGCUAGAGCAGGUGCAGUCCAUGGUGGUGGGCGAGGUCCUGAAGGACAUUGAGACAGCAUGCAAACUGCUCAACAUCACAGCAGACCCUGGGGACUGGAGCCCUGGUAACGUGCAGAAGUGGUUGCUGUGGACAGAGCACCAGUACCGGCUGCCUCCAGCAGGCAAGGCCUUCCAGGAGCUGGGCGGCAAGGAGCUGUGCGCCAUGACGGAGGAGCAGUUCCGUCAGCGUGCACCCUUGGGUGGAGACGUGCUGCAUGCCCACCUGGACAUCUGGAAGUCAGCGGCCUGGAUGAAGGAGAGGACCUCGCCCGGGGCCCUUCACUACUGCGCCUCCACCAGCGAGGAGGGCUGGACAGAGGGCGAGGUGGACUCGUCAUGCUCAGGGCAGCCCAUCCACCUGUGGCAGUUCCUCAAAGAGCUGCUGCUCAAGCCCCACAGCUACGGCCGCUUCAUCCGCUGGCUCAACAAGGAGAAAGGCAUCUUCAAAAUUGAGGACUCCGCACAGGUGGCGCGGCUGUGGGGCCUGCGUAAGAACCGGCCGGCCAUGAACUAUGAUAAGCUAAGUCGCUCCAUUCGCCAGUAUUACAAGAAGGGGAUCAUUCGCAAACCUGACAUCUCUCAGCGCCUCGUCUACCAGUUUGUACAUCCUGUCUGAGAGCCACAGAGGCUGGAGGCCCACUGCCUGCUCCAGACAGCCACUCUCCUGCUGGCCUGGGCCUUUGCCCAAUCGGAAUCCCCAGAAUCCAAGGUCACAGAGAAGGUCACUUGUAUGGGGCUACACAUGAGCUCUCUGGGUCCCUCUUCAGGUCAUACUGCUCAAGUACACAGACCCCUGGAGGGUCUUGGGAGCUAAGACUGCUCACAAUGGAGAAGUUCCCAUCCCAGGCUUGGACUGUGGGAUUCGUAGAGAACCACCUACAUCACACAGAGACCGGACCAAGGCAACUCACAGGACAAUGACGUUACUGCUUCCUGCCCCUGCCACCCAUCCUGUAACAUGACUGGCAUGGUGCUAAGAAAUGUCUGUACCCUGUGUUGGGGACCCAGGGGUGCCCUAGGAAUGGAUAAUAAACAUACAAGAUAAC
Messenger RNA from Cricetulus griseus (Chinese hamster), 5648 nucleotides. The record is from RefSeq and is a predicted model, not a curated record. Lineage: Eukaryota; Metazoa; Chordata; Mammalia; Rodentia; Cricetidae.